Molecule: messenger RNA, 2607 nt
Organism: Cuculus canorus (common cuckoo)
Lineage: Eukaryota; Metazoa; Chordata; Aves; Cuculiformes; Cuculidae
Gene: INTS11
Product: integrator complex subunit 11
Exons: 19
Coding region: 763-2478 (571 amino acids)
Biological process (GO): snRNA processing
Cellular component (GO): nucleus
Source: RefSeq, a predicted model, not a curated record
CAUCUGACUGGAGAGACAGGACGCUUUCAUCAGAAGGGCUCUAGCUUUGAGCUAAUUACUAAUAUAUUGACGCAGAAGUCGUGCUUUCCCCUUAAAUUGCCCUACCUCUUAAUUACUGAGCUUCUUGCUCGCACAGCUCGGCCGGAGUAGAUGUAGAGGAGAGGCUGAAGGAAGUUUGUGGAAGUCAAAGGCGGCUGGAGGAUCCGUCCUGGUGCAAAGCCGUGAGCUGGAACAAGCUUUCCUGCCUGCAGUCCCUGGAGAUGAAGUUUCUGAUGGAACCUCUUGGUGUAUUCAGCUGGGCCGUGUGAAUAUUCCCUUUGUUCUGGACUCGCACAAACUCCAGCAGAGAAGCUGGGGGCGUUAGGCCACCACGUUGCCGAGUGACUGGAAAAGAAAAAUCAGUCUCUCCUGGCUGUAACUCUGCUGCCAGAAAGAGAAGGUGUUGAGGAGAACUUGAUUUUUCCUUCUGCGUUUCUGGAACGACGAUCAAAGGUUCCUUAAUGCUUCCCCGUUGUGAAGCCCCAGUGCUGACGUGAGGAGGCCUACUGAUGUUCUCAGGUGCAACAGCAUGCUCACGAAGACUUGCUGCAGCCUCCAGACAUGAGGACUUCCAGUCUUCAGGUCACUUCGUCGUGGAGAUAACCAGACCUUCCUCAGGGCAUCGCAAGAACCUGUCUGGCACAGACCAUUCCGUGAACACAAGGAGCUGGCCAGGAUGUGGGGCGUAGCUGUAUCCUUGUGUCUAUUGCCGGGAAAAAUGUCAUGCUCGACUGUGGGAUGCACAUGGGCUACAACGAUGAUAGACGCUUCCCUGACUUCUCCUACAUCACUCAGAAUGGGAGGCUGACGGACUUCCUGGACUGCGUGAUCAUCAGCCACUUUCAUCUAGACCAUUGUGGAGCUUUACCCUAUUUCAGUGAAAUGGUCGGUUACGAUGGGCCCAUUUACAUGACGCAUCCCACCAAGGCCAUCUGCCCCAUUCUCCUGGAGGACUACAGGAAAAUCACAGUGGAUAAGAAAGGGGAAACAAACUUCUUCACCUCCCAGAUGAUCAAAGACUGUAUGAAAAAAGUGGUUGCUGUGCACCUUCACCAGACGGUUCAGGUGGACGAGGAGCUGGAGAUCAAGGCGUACUACGCAGGCCACGUGCUGGGAGCAGCCAUGUUCCAGAUAAAGGUUGGAUGCGAGUCGGUCGUGUACACGGGUGAUUAUAACAUGACACCAGACAGACAUUUGGGUGCUGCCUGGAUUGAUAAAUGUCGCCCAGAUUUAUUAAUCACUGAAUCCACGUACGCCACAACCAUCAGAGAUUCCAAACGCUGCAGAGAAAGAGACUUCUUGAAGAAAGUCCAUGAGACUGUAGAAAGAGGAGGGAAGGUUCUUAUCCCAGUUUUUGCCCUUGGACGUGCCCAGGAACUCUGCAUUUUAUUGGAAACUUUCUGGGAAAGAAUGAACUUGAAGGCUCCAAUUUAUUUUUCCACGGGUCUGACGGAGAAGGCCAACCAUUAUUACAAGCUCUUCAUCACCUGGACUAAUCAGAAAAUCCGGAAAACAUUUGUGCAGAGGAACAUGUUUGAAUUCAAGCACAUCAAAGCAUUUGAUCGGGCCUUUGCAGACAACCCGGGGCCUAUGGUUGUGUUUGCAACCCCCGGUAUGCUUCACGCAGGACAGUCCCUUCAGAUCUUCAGGAAAUGGGCAGGGAAUGAAAAGAAUAUGGUCAUCAUGCCCGGCUAUUGCGUGCAGGGAACCGUAGGCCACAAGAUCCUAAGUGGACAGCGCAAGCUGGAGAUGGAAGGAAGACAAAUACUGGAAGUAAAGAUGCAGGUGGAGUACAUGUCCUUCAGCGCCCACGCGGACGCCAAGGGAAUAAUGCAGCUGAUUCGCCAGGCUGAGCCACGGAACGUUCUCCUGGUCCACGGUGAAGCCAAGAAAAUGGAGUUUCUGAAACAGAAAAUAGAACAGGAAUUUCAUGUCAACUGCUACAUGCCUGCAAACGGAGAGACCACCACGAUAUUCACCAACCCCAGCAUUCCCGUGGACAUAUCCCUGGGACUGCUGAAGAGAGAAACAGCCAUAGGUCUCUUACCAGAUGCCAAGAAGCCCAAGCUAAUGCACGGGACAUUAAUGAUGAAGGAUAAUAGCUUCCGUCUGGUUUCUUCUGAGCAGGCUUUGAAGGAACUGGGCCUCACAGAACAUCAGCUGCGUUUCACCUGCCGUGUUCACAUUCAGGAUCCACGGAAAGAACACGAGACAGUGCUUCGUGUCUAUAACCAUCUCAAAGGGGUGCUAAAGGACUAUUCAGUGCAGCAUCUCCCUGAUGGCUCCAUAACAGUGGAAUCCAUUCUUAUCCAAGCCACAGCACACUCAGAGGACCAAGGAACCAAAGUUCUGCUCGUAUCCUGGACCUACCAGGACGAAGAGCUGGGCAGCUAUCUCACAUCCCUUCUGAAGAAAGGGCUGCCACAGAGCACGGCCUGAGCAGAGCAGGAGGCACAGUGGCACAGAAAGAUUCAGAGUUUAUUUUAUUUACACAGUCAAUGUUUUCUUCUGGUUUUAAUAAAGGAAUUGCAGUGUUUGCCUCCUUAUGACAGCGGCACUGUUCAACAG